GAGGGGUCGGAGCUCUGGGCCAGGGGCGGGGCGGGCCUGGGGCUCCGCGCCACGUUUAGCGUUCGGUGGUGACAGUCCCCAAAUACGGACUGGAUACCCAAAUACGGUUUGAAGUAUUUGGGAGCGAAGUACAUAAAGUCACAGCCCCCGCCUUCAAAGGGCUUAUAGUCUUGGAAUGACAGUUGCAAAACUAGUGAAAUACAAAGGCAGCUCCGAACAAGAGCCGGCAUGCGUAACGGCAUGGGUACAGCAAGUGGAGGAACAAGAGGACCAACCCAUUGGAAAAGGGAACAAAAUAGUACUUGACUAAAAGGAUACCACAGAACCCAAGAUAUCAGCAUGUUAAGUCAAGACUGGACACUGGUAACAGUAUGACGAAAUACAUUGAGAAGCUAGAAGAGAUCAAAAAAAAUUAUAGAUACAAAAAAGAUGAGCUUUUCAAGAGACUAAAAGUUACCACUUUUGCCCAGCUGGUCAUCCAAGUUGCUUCCCUAUCUGAUCAAACACUGCAAGUGACAACUGAGGAGAUCCAAAGGCUAGAAGACAAUGAGUCUGCAACUUCAGACCCUGAUGCUGACAUCGCUGCCAGGACCAAUGGGAAAGGGAGUCCCGGUGAGCAGUCGCCCAGCCCAGUCCAGUUCAUCAACAGUGCGGCAGCGGGGGACUCAAGUCGCUCCACGCUUCAGAGUGUCAUCAGUGGUGUUGGGGAACUGGAUCUAGACAAAGGGCUAGUGAAGAAAGCAGAGCCUAACACCAAAGACAAACCUUAUUCUGACUGCCCCUUCUUGCUGCUAGAUGUACGUGAUAGAGAUUCUUACCAGCAGUGCCACAUCGUUGGAGCUUACAGUUACCCAAUUGCAACUCUGUCUAGAACGAUGAACCCCUAUUCAAAUGAUAUUCUUGAAUAUAAAAAUGCUCAUGGCAAGAUCAUCAUUCUGUAUGACGACGACGAAAGACUGGCCAGCCAGGCAGCCACCACCAUGUGUGAGCGGGGGUUUGAAAAUCUCUUCAUGCUUUCUGGAGGUCUAAAAGUCUUAGCUCAGAAAUUCCCAGAAGGACUGAUUACUGGUUCCCUGCCAGCAUCCUGCCAGCAGGCCCUUCCUCCUGGUUCUGGCCGGAAACGAUCCAGCCCCAAAGUGCCACCACUACCAGCUGAGAACAAAUGGAGAUUUACCCCAGAAGACUUAAAAAAGAUAGAAUAUUAUCUGGAAGAGGAUCAGGGUCCCACAGACAAUCCUAGCCGACUGAACCAAACUAACUUUUUUGGAAGAGACUCCAAGGUGCCUAGUGCCCGAAGCAGUCAGAACCUGCCUGUUGGGGUCCCUACUGGCCACUCGAACCCCCGAGCACCUGGCAGUGGCCACCUGCAAGCCAAACCCUGGAAGUAAAGACUGUCUCGCUUAGUCAAAUAAAUGUUUCCCCUCUUUUGGAACCCCUGAGCAGUUCCCAAGUUGGUCAUUUUCAGAACCGCUGUAGAGAAACCCACACCAUGUGGAGUAGGCCUUCUUCCUUCUCCCUGUCUCCCCCUCCUCUCCUUUCAGCCAGCUUGGGAAGAAUUUUGACAGAUGACCACAAAAACCAGAGGCAUGACAGGCUGUAGUGUCCUCCCUAUUGUUUACAGAAUAUUUAAGUCUUUUGAAACUGAAUAGGAAAAAAAAGAACCUCUCUUUUAAAUAAGGUCCAGCUUGUUUGGUCUAUAUCCAGUGUUGUUUUGUAAAUACUUCAGUCACAUCUGCUGGUAUGUUCUUCCCAACCAGUUUUUUUUGUUGUUGUUGUUUGUUCAUUACUGAUUUCGUGAAGGAUUCUCCAGGUGGGCUUGGCAUGGGCAACUGUCCCCAGGGGUGCAUAUGAGACUUGUUUCCAGCCACCCACAGGCCCACACCAGGUGUGGGUGGCUUGUCGAGAAACUCUGCCCAACAUGCUGUGGAUCUGUUGGGAGUUCAGAAUCUGGUACCUGUGAGCAUGGCUUAAUUUUAUGAUUUUUAGAGAAGCUCUACAUUUCUUCAAUACUCCCUUUCAUUUAAUGGUUUCCUGGGGGCAGAAAGGCGUGCACUCUGCUGUCCUCACACUGGGAAGAGGGAAUGCCCUGGCCAUUGUACAGGCCUGUGUGGGGGCCCCUAGAAGCCACCAGAACUGUUCCUCACUUGUGGCUGGUGUAUCAGUUGUAAAUUUCCAUUGCCUGAUGGAGUCCAUCUGUGUUAGAUGAGUACAAAUUACGACCACUUGAAAACAUGAGUUUCACUCAGGCAACAGGAACAUACAAGGUGAGGAGGACUCUGAAGUCCUUUGUCAGGCUGAUGACCCCUUAAGCCCUUGCUUUAAAAGACAGUAUUAGUCUAAUUGAGUAAUUAGUGCAAUUUCCUGCUUACUUUUCAUUCUCAUGACUGAGCUGUGAUUAGGAGGUUGUGAUUAUAGAUUCUGGUUUUGGCCGGAAUUUUGAAUCAGCAUUAAUUGAAUUGCUAGAUGACUGACAUUCAUUCUAUUUAAUUGGGGGGAACAAAAGACCUCAGGUAAGGAUGAGGAAUUCUGAAAUCAUACAGAAAAGGAAAAGAGCCUUGUUAAUUUUUAUGGUCUGUGAUCAUAGCUGUGAUAAGGGACUAAGGAAUAAAUUGUGUUCUUCGUCAUGGCAACCAGCUUCUGAAAGCCAACUGAAAAUUGCCUAUCCUUAGGUGGUUACUGCUGCUGGGUAAGAUUUGCCUUAAAAGUACUAUUUCUCACUACCAAAAAAGAAAAGAAAGAAAAGAAAAAAAAAAAAAAAAAAAAAAAAAAAAAACCUCCGCAGUAUUUCUAGCAUGAGGGCUGUGUUGUAAGAGAAAUAAACGUAAUAAAUAUCUCAUGCAGACAUAUGGAAAAAUAAGUCAGAUGCAGCCCAGUUCUGUUUUAGAAUGUGUUUAUUCUUCUCUACUUGAUUUCCAAAGUGCAACAUUUUCCGAUGCUUUAGAAAUCAAACAAACCAGGGACAUUGUUCAGAUGUCAAGCCGUGCCCAAUUUUCCACAAGAUUCAAGAAUCUUGUAUCAAAUUCAGCCAAUGUACACAUAGCUUUAAUGAGAAGCCCGUCAUGUUUCCCCAUAAAUUUAUUGCCUGAGAACUUAGUUCAGCCUUCUGCUAAUGCCAGAAUGCUCUGGCUUUUUAUUUUCUUUAUGGCAUAGAUAGAAAAAUGCAGAUUUUUCCACACUCAACUUUCCCCUAGCGUGGACAAGAUUUUCAGCCAUCUUUGACACAUAUACAUUUUUAAGGAAAAAUAUUUUCUCUAUAACAAAGUUCUGGUUAUGCCAUUUUAAAGUUGGCUAGUCAGGAGACUAGACUUCCCCUCCCGAUUCCACUUUGAAAACAAAGAAUAGUGUCCCCUGUUGCUGUUGUGCAGUUGUGACUUCACAUGUUAGAAGCACUAUAUACGUAUUAGAAGUCAGAAUUGCUGUGUGUUUACCAGAGAGUUGGAGCAGGUUGAAUAUUUUAUGUGUGUCUAUCCGUAGUGCUUUGCCCUAUUGGUAAGGACUUUAAAAUUUCUAAAGACCUGUUGUGAUUCUGCACUUUUGAGUGUUAAAUGUUACUAUCAGACAUUUUUUAUAAGCUCAAGCUAUUGCUUUUAACAUUCUACCUUACUUCUUUCUUCAUUAGAUUGUUUGACAUGUAUUAUUUAAAUGAUCAGUGAUACUUUGUGCAAUUAUGAAUGUUGAAGAUUAAAGAACAUAGUUACAUAGUUACUAAUUUGUCGUUUGCUAUUAAUGUGCUGAAACCUGCCAACUUCUCUGUCAGGAUGAUUUGGGGGAGCCCCAGGAGACUGGAGUGAUUGGAAAGAGUGCCUUUUUUUUUUUUUUCUGCAUCUCCCAGAAAAGCAUAUAUUCUUUGUAUAAAUGAAUCAGGAAAUAACUCCAGUUAGAGCCAGAGACAUGCUCUGUGGUCAGAAGGCCUGGGUUUCUCAUCAUACUCAGGCAGGGACUGAUGGCCAGGUUGUGUCACAGAUUCCUUGUCAGUGUUUUGGGGAUUCACUCCCUGUCCUCGCCUGGGACCCCCGAGAAGGAGGGUGCUUUACCAACAUGCAGCGAUAGCUCUACCGUGCGUCAGCAAUGGUCAAAGCUUAAUAACAUGUUAGACACCUCAAAGGGAUGUGUACGUCAGAAUGAAAGGAGUGGAGGAAGGAGGGAAACAAGGAACAAAGAGGGAAGGGAGAAGAAGAGAGGCAGAAAAGGAGUGGGGAGAAAGCUCCAGGCCUCAUUCAAAAACUAAGGACAUCCUGGGCUGUAAAUGUCAGGUUUAGUCUGUUGAAAACUAUAGAAUGAUUCAAAUGACCUAAAAGUAACUUUCAGUUUUUACCUGUGGUAGGAAGCCAGAACCAACACAAUCGUAUUGGACCUGGUAUAAAUCAGGAUUAAAAGAGAACACAUAAUAUUCAUUAGUCACUCAGAGACUUUUCCUGUGGUGCUGUUUAGAUUCUACAAAAAUUCUUAAGACUUUAAGCUACUCACCAGGAAAACAGAACAAAACAAAACCCUUUUCUUCUGUAAUUCCCUCGUGGAAUAUAACUGAAGUCAGAGUCCUAGGCUGGAAGAAAUAUGUAGGUGAUUUUUCUUGUGUUGGUUUUAGUUUCUGUCAUGUUGUUUAUUGGUUGUAGAGUCUGUCUUUUAUUUUAUUUGACUUUUUUAGGGCGAUAACUAAUUUCUGUCUACCUAGAUUCAAAUCCAUGAUUACCUUCUGGCUCUACUCUGAAGAUGAUCAUUAAGAUGAUCCUUUCUUUCUCCAGUUCUAAAAUGUUCUCAGUGUCUUUGAUGCGAGUUUAUUUUCUUCACAUUUCUCGUAAUACUUUCCUUUUCCAAAGUUUAAUUACAUUGGGCAUGUUAAAUACU
Messenger RNA from Sciurus carolinensis (gray squirrel), 4845 nucleotides. It is a transcript of the gene Cep41, whose product is annotated as centrosomal protein 41. The record is from RefSeq and is a predicted model, not a curated record. The coding region runs from base 372 to 1388 and encodes 338 amino acids. Gene Ontology annotation, cellular component: ciliary basal body. Gene Ontology annotation, biological process: cilium assembly; protein polyglutamylation. NCBI's taxonomy places the organism in Eukaryota, Metazoa, Chordata, Mammalia, Rodentia, Sciuridae. The transcript is spliced from 11 exons.